Messenger RNA from Ogataea angusta, 390 nucleotides. RefSeq lists its product as uncharacterized. NCBI's taxonomy places the organism in Eukaryota, Fungi, Ascomycota, Pichiomycetes, Pichiales, Pichiaceae. Gene Ontology annotation, cellular component: prefoldin complex; cytoplasm. Bases 1 to 390 code for a protein of 129 amino acids. Gene Ontology annotation, biological process: protein folding. The record is from RefSeq and is a predicted model, not a curated record. The transcript has a single exon.
AUGGAACUUUUACCAGAGGGUCAGAAAAACACUACGGAGGUGACCUGGCAAGACCAGCUAAAGAUUAACUCUUUCUCUACAUUGAUAUCAAAGAAAGACGCGCUGAGUGCAACUCUCGAUGUGAACAAACAGGAGAAAGAAUACCUUGACGAUUUAGCACUAGAGAUUGAACUUGUCGACGAAGAUGAGAAACUGAAUUACAAGAUUGGUGAUUCCUUUGUUUUGAUGAAACAAUCUGAAAUUGUGGAUAGAUUGGAGAAAGAUCAAGAAUUGCUGGACUCUAAAAUUAGUGAGCUGGAAAGCCAAAUUGAGGACAUCGAUCAGGAACUUAAUAAUCUGAAAAAGCUGCUUUAUGCUAAAUUCGGCAACGCCAUUAAUCUCGAAAGAUAG